GUCGCGGAGAACAAUGAGAGCAUGACGCACAUAACGGCUGUGUAGAGAGUGAAACAACUUACGGUCAGUACACUCAGAGUCCGACUCGGAGUCCGCAUGGCAGGUCUGGACAGAGAUUCGUUCGAGUUCACCUGUUCUCGGGAUGUCACGGCGGUAUCCUGUUGCAGACGAGGAAGUCGUCCACAGACCCUGCGCCUCCAAGGCUCCGUUGAUGGCAUCCGAGUCGGGCUGUAUUAGCAGGCCUCAUAGAGAAAGCGUGCAUUGGCACGAAUCAAUGUUCCGCUAUUGGCACCCUUCGUGAGC
Molecule: messenger RNA, 303 nt
Organism: Fomitopsis serialis
Lineage: Eukaryota; Fungi; Basidiomycota; Agaricomycetes; Polyporales; Fomitopsidaceae
Exons: 1
Coding region: 143-301 (52 amino acids)
Source: RefSeq, a predicted model, not a curated record